Onychostoma macrolepis is the source of this 1945-nucleotide messenger RNA. RefSeq names its product patatin-like phospholipase domain-containing protein 2. NCBI's taxonomy places the organism in Eukaryota, Metazoa, Chordata, Actinopteri, Cypriniformes, Cyprinidae. The transcript is spliced from 4 exons. The coding region runs from base 356 to 1270 and encodes 304 amino acids. The record is from RefSeq and is a predicted model, not a curated record.
AUUGCUAUUGCUUGUGGAAUAAUAACACUUGUUAGAAUUGUGCUGGUCAGUCUAAGUCCGAGCAUCGAAACAUACACAACUAAGACUAUUCAAAAAACUCUGCUCUUAUCUCCUGCUUCUGCUCAUCACUGGCUUUACUCAGUCAAAUUAUUGGCUGAUAAAAGACUGUUAAUACAGUUUUGAGUACCAGAUAAGACUUACUGUUAACAGGUUUUGGAUAUUCGACAACUUUGCUGACUAGCUGUUCUGUUACCAGACAAUACAGAUAUUUGCUGACAGGAUCUGGUGUCCGGGGCUGGAUCUGAUAAUUCUGGUGUGGAGGUAUGAUCUAACACAAUUACUUGAGGACGUGAAGAUGAAGAGAACGCAAGAAGUCAGAGAAAAUAAGAUAAUUGAAGAAGAAGAGAAAAGGUGGGACGAAGCAGAUGAAGCGGAUAAUGAGUUACCGGAGGAGUACUAUCAUGGGCAUGACGAUUUACCCUGGAACCUGAACUCACUGGAGCAGUUACUGUAUAUCAGCCUGCCAGCAUGGAUACAAAGAGCUUUGCUUUGUAACUUAGCUGAGCGGUUUGGCAUCUGGACCUUCCACAACAACAUCCUGCUAUAUCGUCUCAUAUCCUACACCCUACUGCCGUACACUCUGCCUGCUUCAGCCGUCAUCUCAUUCAUCUAUAGAUUUUUGUGCUGGGUGAAGAAAAUUCCCCACCAGGUCCUGAAUGCGGGCAGGGAAUUGAAACAGGAAGUGAUCGCACAUCUGCGGUUAGUCUUUGCACACUUGAGAGGACUUUUGCCGAACAGAUUCCUGCUUUUGCAAAUUCCAACUUUGCACCCCACGCUUGCUCUCGCACCCUGGUCCUGUUUCCCAUCUCUUCCCUUCACUUUAAUUCCUUGGUCCUCUUUUCCUUUACUUCCUCUUGCUUUGCAUAUUCUGCCACGGUGUCUCUCCACUUCAACCUCAAAGAACCAGCCGGAGCACACGAGCCAGACACAGCCUCUCAGGUUUAGACGACGAUCUCUCCUCUGCUUCCAGUUCACCGGAUCUGGUGGUCUCUGUAAAAAGACAGCUGACAUCCUUACAGAUGCAGAGCCACUAUCUUCAGCCUUCCUCCUGCAGCUCAACUUAGAGUUAGAAAUGGACAGCCAUCCUGAACCACUACAGCUUCAGAAGGACCAGCUAGAUUAUGAGGGAGGUUUAUUACUAAACACAGAAGUAGAUGAGAAUCUCUAUUCUCCUUUUAUUUCUGACAUGGAUGUACAAGAGGAAGACUGAAUGACUGUGUGUUAUAUUGCAAACAAAAGUCUCUACUGUCUCUACUGCAGAAUAGUAGAAUAUGAAUACGGUAUGUCAAUGUAUACAUAUCAGUGUUAUUAUAAUGAAUUGAAACUGAAAUAAAAUAAAUUUUAGAUAAACUUAAAAAGAAUAAAAAUGAGAAAUGUUGCUUUGGAAAUGAAAGGAAAACAAGUUAAAGUACUAAAAUUACAAAAACAAAAGCUAUAUGGAAAUAAUUUUUUAAAAACAAAAUCCAAUAAAAAUGACAAAAUCACAAUGACAAAAUUACUAAAUGUAAAAAUAUAAUAAACAUGCCACAGUGAUAUUUUGUUUUAUGUAUGCAAGACUAAUCUAAUAAAUGCAUUAUGGACAGACUGAUUUCACUGUACAUAUUGUUUAUUAAAAAAAUAAUUAAACUAAGGACAGAUCAAAUAGAGCAAUGAAAAUAAUAUUGCACAAAUUAGCAUUAAACUAUAUCAGACAAUAGUUGGCUGUAAUAAUACUGUGAUAUUUUUUGUCAUUCAUAACUAAAUUAGCUUUUUAAAAUCUUGAAUAAUUAAAAUGGAUAAUUUGUUUAAUAAUUUUUACAUAUUUUAAUGUAACAAUACAUAUUUUUAAUUACAAUUUUCCAUCAUUUUAACUUAAUUUUAGAAGGAAAUAAAUGAAAUCAGCAUC